Molecule: messenger RNA, 1286 nt
Organism: Perca flavescens (yellow perch)
Lineage: Eukaryota; Metazoa; Chordata; Actinopteri; Perciformes; Percidae
Exons: 6
Coding region: 138-941 (267 amino acids)
Source: RefSeq, a predicted model, not a curated record
UGAAAAAUAUAAAUUUUGGAUAACGGGACCUGACAAAAAAUGUUUUGUUUUGUCUGCCUGCGUCUUAUCGCUCAGUAACUUGGUUGCCUAGGUGAGGAAGCCCACCAAGAGCUCGCGCUGUGCUGACAACAAACUGAAUGGAAGGACCGGUAAAAUGGCUCUUCAGGCAUACAGAGUUCAUCAUUGAACUUUUUGAAAGUGGGAAAACCCACUCUGAAAUUGUCACUGCACUACAGCGAGUUGGUGCUCCAAGGUGCUCAUUAAUGACGGUGAGAAGGUUUUGUUCAGAUCACAAUCUGCGAAGGAGAAACUUCGUCUCAGACGAGAGCUUGGGAUGCGAGGUGUUGUCUGCCAUUAACCAGACAGGCCCGUCUUAUGGCCGAAAAUGUAUGACCGGAUACCUGUCAACUCUGGGCAUCAACGCAGGCGAAGGACGUGUUGGGAGAAUACUUAGGGAGGUGCAUCAGCCAUACAAUAUCUUGCGUCGUCAGGGAGCACGCAAUCUAAACCCUAUUCCUUAUCAUGCUGAAUACAUGGGCCAUAAGCUUCACAUGGACCAGAAUGAGAAGUUGGGGAUGUUUGGUGUAACUCAUGUCUUGGCUGUCGAUGGCUUCAGCAGCAAAGUUGUAGCCAAUGUUACAAUGCCAGUGAAGAACAACCUGGUCAUUUACGAUGAAGUGUACAGAGCAGCUGUUGCCAGCAAUGGUAUGUGGGACCAAAUCAGAGUGGACCACGUAAGGGAAUUCUUCUUGUCUCUUUACGUUCAAGAGAAACUGUCCCAGCACCGAUUCAACACCAAUAGGCUACCAUACAAACAAACAACAUCAUCAAAGAAUCUCCGUGUGGAAAGAAUUUGGUCCGAAGUGAACACCAGGGUGAACUACCCAUUAAAAAUACUGUGUCUCCAACCUCACGUGUCAAGUGAGCCAAAUUGGACUUGAGAGAGCAGUGCAGUCCUGGAAUGCUCACAGAAUACCAGGCAGAGGAAUACCAAACAUGCUUGCAGCUGGUGGUUGUCCACAAAGGAUUUCAAUGGAGCUCCUACCCAGUGCUGCAGAGGCUGCAAGAAUGUAUGAGGACGAGUUAGGAGCCUCUUGACUUGGGUGUCAGCCUUUGGGACGGACCCCUUCUCCUCAGAAGAAGACCGACAGCAGGCAGAGCAGGUGUUCUUGCAAGAUUAUCCAGACAUAACAGUCCUCUUUGACAGGGCGGUCAACAAUGACCCCAGUCUUUUUCAAGACGCACUGUUGUGCCUCAUCAAUGCAACAAAUAGGUUUGCAUGAAAU